UUUUUAGUAAAGCAGCAACCAUGUCCUUUGGACGUAGCUUCACUGUGCUUUGCCCUCUCUUUCUUCUUGGUGUGGCCGGGACAUCCAGUGGUAACUUUAGGCAACUGCCUGGUUCAACCGUUAAGCCUGGAUCUCCUGUUCCCAUCAAGACCAAUGACUCAGGAGUUCAGAAAGCAGCUAGGUACGGUGUUUACACCUACAACAAUAGUUCCAACGACAUCUUUCUGUUCAAAGAAUCUCACAUAAACAAAGCCACGGUGCAGGUUGUGAGAGGGCUGAAAUACAACCUUGAUGUCAAUAUUAGCCGGACAGUAUGCAGCAAAAGGAAACAUCCCAGCUUGGACCGAUGCCACUUUCAGAAGAGCAAGAAACUGAGACAAACAUUCAGAUGUCAUUUUGAAGUCUGGCUGACUCCUUGGCUGCAGAGAGUUGAAGUAUUAGUCUCCAACUGCCAAUGACUUCUCCAAAAA
Eublepharis macularius is the source of this 470-nucleotide messenger RNA. RefSeq names its product cystatin F (gene CST7). The record is from RefSeq and is a predicted model, not a curated record. Gene Ontology annotation, molecular function: cysteine-type endopeptidase inhibitor activity. Bases 21 to 458 code for a protein of 145 amino acids. Gene Ontology annotation, biological process: negative regulation of microglial cell activation; immune response; positive regulation of myelination. Lineage: Eukaryota; Metazoa; Chordata; Lepidosauria; Squamata; Eublepharidae. Gene Ontology annotation, cellular component: endoplasmic reticulum; late endosome; lysosome. The transcript has 4 exons.